Messenger RNA from Penicillium brevicompactum, 753 nucleotides. RefSeq lists its product as uncharacterized. The transcript has a single exon. The record is from RefSeq and is a predicted model, not a curated record. NCBI's taxonomy places the organism in Eukaryota, Fungi, Ascomycota, Eurotiomycetes, Eurotiales, Aspergillaceae. The coding region runs from base 1 to 753 and encodes 250 amino acids.
AUGGGGCAUAAAGUAUCUGUCGUACGCGGUGUCAAAUCAGAUCAUUUCUACAACCAACAGAACGGUAUCAACGAGAUCUGGGUUGGCGACGUCGAAGUCAUCUCACGCCUCCCCUUCGGUGAUUCCGAUCAAGAACAAUCCAGCUGGCCUCCCGGGGGAGUUCCAAAAAUACCGUGGCAUCACUUCAUCAUUCCACUCCACAAAAGAGACGAUCUCGGCAAUAUGGCUUCCCAAAAUACGUCGGGCGAAUACUCUACCUGCGCCUGUGAUAUCCCGCUUCCUACAACUGGAUAUGCCGGCAUGUAUUCUGGGAUGCAUCCUCAGUUGGCUUAUCUUCUGGGGGUGUGUUUUCUCUGCGUAUCACUGUCGUUUUUUCAGGACUGCUACGCCAAAUCCGAACGUUUCCUCAGGGUCUACGAAACCCUCUCCGGUGCAAAGGAAAUUCCAAACGAUAAGGAACAAUUGCUAGUGUCAGAGCCAUCGGUUAUUGGAGGCUGGCUUGGACUUGAUGUGGAUACAAUGCUCUGCAAGCUGAGGCGCCUGUGUUCACGGUCUGCUCUCUCGCUCGCUCUUUCGAUCUUUUUCUUCUUCAUGGGACUUCCUGCUUUUGCAGCGGGCUCCGAAAACGCUGUAGCGGUUGCUUUCAUCAUUUCCAAAGGAGUUGGCGUUUCUGUUGGGUACAUCGGUAUUUACGUCGUCUUGCUUCUCUUCAUGGUAGGCAGGUUGGUGUACCUGACCAGGAAGUUGAGGUAA